Funneliformis geosporum is the source of this 228-nucleotide messenger RNA. The record is from the annotation of a GenBank genome assembly. NCBI's taxonomy places the organism in Eukaryota, Fungi, Glomeromycota, Glomeromycetes, Glomerales, Glomeraceae.
AUGGAUAAAGCAAAAUUAGAACUAAAAAAUGAAGAGUUAGAAACAAAGGUAGAAGAAUUAGAUGAUGAGUAUCAAAUGUUUGAAAUAGUAUUGAAAUAUAAUGUUGCAAUGGAAAAAUUUCUGGAUCAAAUAGACUUGUUAGAAAAUAAAUUGUUGGCUAAAAAUCAAGAAAUAAACUGGAAAGAUUAUUUAGCAACCAAAGAAUUGCCAGCUUUACCAAAGCAAUAA